GUUGUGUGCCUCUGGCCGGGGCUCAGCGGGCGGCGUGCUGGGACGGCUCAGCCCUUUCUGCUCCAAGCCGGGGCUGAGGCAGCCGUCAGAGCCUCCGCACCUCGGACAGCAGCGGCAUGGCGCCCCGGGGAGCCUGCCUGCUCCUCUGCCUCCUGCUCUGCCUCCUCUCCCUUGCCCACAUCUCCAGCCAGCAAAACGGCAAAGCCAAGCAAAAACCAGCGGCUCCCAAGAAAGAUAGUGUGAGCCUCAAAAUGAUUGAAGACCUGAAGGCCAUGAUUGACAACAUCUCUCAAGAAGUUGCUCUGCUGAAGGAAAAGCAGGCACUGCAGACAGUCUGCCUGAAGGGCACCAAAGUGCACCUCAAGUGCUUGCUGGCGUUCCCGGAGCGCAAGCCCUACCACGAGGCGAGCGAGAGCUGCAUCGCGCAGGGCGGGACGCUCAGCACGCCGCAGGGCGCCCAGGAGAACGAGGACCUGUACGAAUACCUGCGGCGCAGCAUCGGCGCCGAAGCCGAGGUCUGGCUGGGCCUCAACGACAUGGCCACGGAGGGCAGGUGGGUGGACAUGGCCGGGGGCCCCCUGCGCUACAAGAACUGGGAGAGCGAGAUCACCGCCCAGCCCGACGGCGGCAAGCUGGAGAACUGCGCCGCCUUGUCGGGGGCCGCCGCGGGCAAGUGGUUCGACAAGAGGUGCAGGGAGCAGCUGCCCUACGUCUGCCAGUUCAUGAUCGUGUAGCAGCGGCGCUGCCCCCUGCCCGCCCGCAGCCUGCGGCUUCCUGCUCAGCCAGGGGCUGUAGCGCUGCAGGCGUGCAGGAGUAGCUGCGCGGCCGCCCACGCUCCAGUAAGAUCACUUUGCGCGGAGUCCCCGCGGCUCAGGCGGGGCCGGAGCUCCCUGCCUGGCCACGCUCAGCCCCGUUAGCAGCUGCAUUGCGCCUCCUAAGGCACGAGCUAUGGAUCUGGCUUUACACCCAGGAACUGGUUAGGGCACAGCUCGAUGGUUCUGGCAAGGAACCGGUGUAGCAGCCAAGCCUGGCAAGCAGCCACCCACGGCUGCCCAGGGCUGUUGCUCUGCAAGGUUCUUUCCCACCUGACUGAGCUUUGGUGGGACACCAGCAUAGCUAGUGCCUGCUUUCUCCUCCUGUUUUGCUUCCCCAUGACCCUGGCAGUGAUCUAGGAGAGCUCCUUGCUCCUCACAAUGCCCCAACCCAGGCUCCUGAGGAUCAAGAUCCUGUCUUGAUGAAUCACUCCUGCUUUGUAUCAAGAGAUACAGUUUGGCUUAUUGGCUGAGGGCUGGCUGCUCAAGGGGUUGCCCUACUAGUCCAGCUAUGCACCUGAAUCAAUUAACAAGUAAAAGGCAUGGGCUGACUUACCAAGAGGGUGAGUGUCCUUCUCAGAAGCAUUCCUUGCUCUGUUUGUCCUUUCCUCAGCAGCCAGAAGCCAGUUUCACCAAUUUCAGCUUUACUGAGGGAGGGAGCAGGGAUGACUUGCAGCACAGAAAUAGAAGAUGAAAGUAUGAGGUCCGUAACAGAAGCACAAUGCUAUCAGGGGAUAUGCUGCCACACUAAACCCAGCUGUGUGUGGAAAACAAACCUCAGGACAACUCAAUUGAGCAGCUUUAGGAAUCAUCUGACCUACUCAAAGUGAUGGUAACCCAGCUGAAAUUGUACAGGCUUCACAGGCAUAGUCCUCAGCAAACAUGAAUCUGCUGAAUACUGUUUAUGCCCAAAGUCAAGCCGAGCCUAAGGUCUGGCCUCAGCAAAUUGU
Molecule: messenger RNA, 1762 nt
Organism: Dryobates pubescens (Downy woodpecker)
Lineage: Eukaryota; Metazoa; Chordata; Aves; Piciformes; Picidae
Gene: CLEC3B
Product: C-type lectin domain family 3 member B
Exons: 3
Coding region: 117-734 (205 amino acids)
Source: RefSeq, a predicted model, not a curated record